Messenger RNA from Adineta ricciae, 1125 nucleotides. The record is from the annotation of a GenBank genome assembly. NCBI's taxonomy places the organism in Eukaryota, Metazoa, Rotifera, Eurotatoria, Adinetida, Adinetidae.
AUGCUCUUGUGGGAUUGGUUCAUCAAACUUACUGUCUAUUUGAAAGUUUGGCCAACGAAGGCUUCGCCAACAAUUGUCUAUGUUGGCACAUACAGUGGAGAUGGACCUACGGAUAGUAAAGGCAUCUAUGCUUUUGCAUUAGAUGAAAGUAAAUCAACUCUAACCCCACUCGGGUUAUCGGUAGCCACAACAAAUGCAUCUUACGUUCUUGUUCAUCCGUCACAUAAAUAUCUUUACGGAGUUAAUGAACAAGAUGAUGGCACCGUAAGUGCAUUUCAGAUCGAUUCAACUAAACCAGAACGUUUAACUUUCAUCAAUCAACAAUCAUCCCGUGGUAGUGGACCAUGUUACUUAUCAACCAAUCGAGUCGGUGAAUACCUAUUCGUAGCUAAUUACAACAAUGGAACUGUUGCUGUUCUACCUAUUGAUUCAAAUGAUGGUAGUAUUAAACAAUCAACUGGUUUUGAUCAACAAAAAGGUUCAUCAGUGGAUCCAAUUCGACAAACGUCGGCUCACGCUCACUGCAUUCUUCUUGACAAACGAGAACAAUAUGCUGUCAGUGCUGAUUUAGGUUCGGAUCAAAUCUAUCAUUAUCGAUUCUUUCCAAAUAAUGGUUCAAUCCUACGAACAUCAAUUACGAAGGCAGCAAGACUCGGUGAUGGACCACGACACCUUAUCUUCAAUUCUAAUCAGAAAUAUGUUUAUCUUAUGAAUGAAUUAAAAUCAGAGAUCACCGUAUUCAACUAUUUUCCAACUAUGCAACCAAUUCAAAUCAUUUCGACACUUCCGGAAAACUACACAGCAACGAACACUGGCGCUGAAAUUCUUCUCCAUCCGACAGCGGAGAAAUAUCUCUAUGCAUCCAAUCGUGGUCACGAUUCGAUUGCAGUUUUCUCUGUUGAUAGUGGCACAGGUCAUCUCACCCUUAUUCAACAUAUUAGCGUUCAAGGACAUACACCGAGAAAUUUCAAUAUUUCGCCAAAUGGAAAAUUUUUAAUCGUAGCCAAUCAAGAUUCCAACAAUCUAGUUCUCUUUACUAUCGAUGAAAGCACGGGAAAAUUAAGUUCAACCGGAUCCAGCGUCGAAGUUAGUAAGCCUACCUGUGUGAAAUAUUUAGUUCAAUAA